UAGGGUUUUAAAGACAUAGAGGGGGUUGGGGAGGCACAGGUGCUGCUUUGGAGCUGACGUGGUACCGGAACGCCCCUUGCUGGAACUCUACUAGUAAAGUAUGAUUAUAGGAGAUAUCGAACACAUAUCUGCACUCCUGUGUUCACUGCAGUAUUAUUCACAAUAGUCAAGAUACAAAAACAACCUAAAUGUCCAUCAAUGAACAAAUGGAUAAAGAAAAUGGUAUAUAUGUACAGUGGAAUAUUAUUCAGGCUUAAAAAAGAAGCAAAUUCUUCCAUUUGCAACAACAUGAAUGAACCUGAAGGAUACUAUGCUAAGUGAAACAGGCCAGACUCAGAAAGACUGCAUGAUCUCACUUAUAUGUGGAAUCUAAAAUAGUCAAACUGCUCUUUGAUCUCGGCGGCAGAAGCGAGAUGACGAAGGGAACGUCAUCAUUUGGAAAGCGUCGGAAUAAGACGCACAUGUUGUGCUGCCGCUGUGACUCUACGGCCUACCACCUUCAGAAGUCGACCUGUGGCAAAUGUGGCUACCCUGCCAAGCGGAAGAGAAAGUAUAACUGGAGUGCAAAAGCUAAAAGACGAAGUACCACCCGGACUGGUCAAAUGAGGCACCUAAAAAUUGUAUACCGCAGAUUCAGGCAUGGGUUCCGUGAAGGAAAAACACCUAAGUCCAAGAGGGCAGCUGUUGCAGCAACCAGUUCAUCUUAAGGACUUCAAUGACUAGUCGCGCAAUAAAUGUUCUGGUUUUAAAUAAAAAAAUAAAAUAAAAAAGCCAAAUUGAUAGAAGUGGAGGAUACAAUGUUGGUUGCCAGGGAAUGGGUGGAGAGGAAAAAGAGGCAAUGUUGUUCAAAGGGCACAAAGUUUCAACUAUGCAAGAUGAGUAAGUUCUAGAGAUCUAGUGUACAGCAUGGUGACUAUAGUUAAAAAAACUGUACUGUAUAUUUGAAAUAUGCUAAGAGGAUAGAUCUUAACUUAAGUCUUUAUGCCACAAAAGAAAGAAAAGAAAAAAAAAGGAAAAAAAGAAAAUGGUAAUUAUGGAUAUAUUAACUAGUUUGUGGUGAUUUCCCAAUGUAUAUGUAUCAAAACAUCAAGUUGUAUACCUUAAAAAUAUACAUUAUGAAGUCAAUUGUAACUCAAUAAUGCUGUUAAAAAAAGAGAGCCACCUGAGUUUCAACUCUGAUUCUGUUUCUUUUUAAUUCUCUAUGAUUUUUAGCAAGUUACUUAACCUCUCUCUAAACCUAAAGGGUUGUUUUCAAGAUUAAAUGAAAUAAUGUACAGAAUACACUAAGUAUGGAAUCUGGUACUAGGAAAGCACUAAACAAAUAGAACUACAACUUCUACUACCUCCCCCCUUAGAUUGCUCUAGAUCUGUGCACUGCCCAAGAUAGCAGCCACUAGCCACAUGAGGC
This is a messenger RNA of Balaenoptera acutorostrata (minke whale), 1408 nucleotides long. RefSeq names its product 60S ribosomal protein L37-like. The transcript has a single exon. Gene Ontology annotation, molecular function: RNA binding; structural constituent of ribosome. The record is from RefSeq and is a predicted model, not a curated record. Gene Ontology annotation, biological process: translation. Gene Ontology annotation, cellular component: ribosome; cytosolic large ribosomal subunit. Bases 414 to 707 code for a protein of 97 amino acids. NCBI's taxonomy places the organism in Eukaryota, Metazoa, Chordata, Mammalia, Artiodactyla, Balaenopteridae.